Molecule: messenger RNA, 1701 nt
Organism: Dermacentor andersoni
Lineage: Eukaryota; Metazoa; Arthropoda; Arachnida; Ixodida; Ixodidae
Product: venom serine carboxypeptidase-like
Biological process (GO): proteolysis
Molecular function (GO): serine-type carboxypeptidase activity
Source: RefSeq, a predicted model, not a curated record
GUUUAUAAGGGCCUCGAAAUCAGAAUUCUGCUGAGAAAGGGAUCGUAACGCCACCUACAAACUUACGGAGAGCGGAUUUCAUUUUGCAAGAACCAGGCCAAUUAAGAAGGUGGCGCACAGCAGGCCGCUACCAUAACAAAUAAGCGCCCGCACUAGGCAAUAAACGGUCAAACGAAAGCACUAUGCAUUCAUCCGUAUGGAUAUUUGUGGUUCUCGCAGCUGGUCUCCAAUAUGUCCAUGGGUCAGACGAGAACUCACCUCUAUUUCUGACACCUUACAUUAAUGCCUGCGAAUAUGAAACUGCAAAAAAUUUGAGCCAAGUGAAGCUUUUCCAAGAGAUGGCGAACGUAUCAGCAUACUCUGGACUGAUCACUGUGAACAGCACGUAUAACAGCAGUCUCUUCUUCCUCUUCUUAGUCGCAGAGGGGAACAAGAGUAAUGCACCAAUCCUGCUGUGGACACAAGGUGGCCCAGGGCUGUCGUCACUGUUUGGUCAGUUCCUGGAAAAUGGCCCUAUUGCCUACGAUCCAAUAUCGAACUUCUCACUAAGGUCUAACACGCUCCAAAAAAACAUGAGCGUUAUUUACCUUGAUGUGCCAGUUGGGACUGGCUUCAGCGUCACGGCGAACCCUCUUGGUUACUCGACGAAGCUGGAAGACAUCACUGAGCACGUGAUGGAAUUUAUGAGGCAGUUUUUGGAGCUCUUCAGUGAAUUCAAAGAUCGGGACUUCUACCUCGCCGGAGAAUCCUAUGGAGCAAGGUAUUCUGUUGCCAUCGCCCACCAGCUGCUAACCGAUAACAAACAGCUACCCCUUAAACUUAAGGGAAUAAUUGGGGGAAAUGGAUUCCUUGGCCCGGUACUGGACACGGCAAAUUCGGCUGAAUUUCUCUACCAAGCCUCGAUGCUGGACGAAAACGGGCGUAUGCAGUUUGAUCUGAGGUUCCAGUACAUGAAGAACUUGACAAGCACAAACAUUACUGUAGUUCCAUUUGUAUUGCUAAGCACAAUUUUCGCUGACCCUACGAGACAGCAACCCAGCGUUUUUCAAAAUCUCACCUCAUACAAUGAUCAUGCGAGCCCUCUGUAUACGGAGAGACCAUUUCAUAUGCUUGCGUGCUUUGUCUUCUUAAACUCAUCAUCGAUGUUAAGGAGGCAAAUUCACGUCGGAGAGGGCGCUACUUUUCAAUACGCUAACCAAACCCUUAUCGCUAUGUUUGCGUCUGACUGGUUGAGAGAUAUUACUAAUCUCACGCAACGUGUGUUGAACGAAACAAGGGUUUUGUUCUACACUGGUCAACUGGAUGCACUUUUCCCGGCCGUCAACCAGCGAGAUUAUUUUUCUACGCUGAAAUGGGCUCACGCGGAAGAUUAUCAGAGCUCGUCCCGCGUUCCUUGGAGACCACCCACUUGGAACCCGUACAUGGGUUACGCUGGCUUCAUGAAGCAAGCAGCCAACUUUACGGACAUUGUUCUGCUUGGAAUGAGUCACUACGGUGCCGCAGACAAACCGGAUGAAGCUUACCACUUGAUUACACAAUUUGUAGAAGACAAACUUAAAGCAAGUGUUUCUUCAGCCCUAGGCUUCGCUGGAGCACAAGUUGCUUGAGCUCCUGACUCAAUUUAAAGAUAUUUCAGCGGAUGCAACAAAGCAAUAGAGAAAAAAUAAUUUCAAUAAAGUAGCGUCACAUUUGUGAUUCAGU